UGGCCCCAAAGAGAGGAGGGGCUGUCCAAGUAACUUAAUACCUGUCCAAUUCAUGACUUUCUUUUGGGGGGGGGUGAGCUGUAACUAGCUCAACUGCCCUGACAAGUGCUGAGGUUAGCACACAUGAGCAGGCAGCGAGAAAGGAGACAAGCAGACAGUCAGACAGACAGGGCUCUUUAUCGUCAAGUGCAAGAAGAAGAAGGCAACGUGUCCUCCUCCCCGCAUGGAAGAAGGAUGGAAGUGAGCCGCCGCGGCUCGCCACCUGCCAUCACGAGCUCAGAGGCCGAGAUGGGGCCGGAGUGCCCGCCGCCGGAUGAGGGAGUCCCGACGGCCCCGGGGAGCCUUGCCAAUUUGGAUGCCUUCCCGCCACGGGACUUUCGAGGCAAGUUCAAGAAGAUGCGGCACAAGAAGAGGCCCACCAUCCUUGAAACCUCGCCCGUGGGCAAUGGCUACAACAAGCCGCCCCUCCCGCCGGUCUGCAGUCCUCAAGGGGAGAAGGGCCCGACCAUCUCCGUGCCCAUCAGCGUGGACCCGGAGAGCAAACCGGGAGAGUACGUGCUGAAGAGCCUCUUCUCCGCCUUCGCCACCGUGUCGGAGCGCAAGAUCCGCGUCAUCAUGGCGGAGCCGCUGGAAAAGCCGUUGACAAAGUCUCUUCAGAGAGGUGAAGAUCCUCAGUUUGACCAAUUGAUAAGCACCAUGAGCUCCUUGGCCGAGUACUGCCUUCCCUCCAUCCUGCGCACGCUCUUCGACUGGUACAAGCGGCAAAACGGCCCGGAGGAGGAGCUGCGCGAGUACCGGCCGAGAGCCAACGCCAAGUCCAGAAACGAUGAGCAGCAGAGGGAUUAUUUACUUGAAAGGAGAGAUUUGGCAAUCGACUUCAUCUUCUCCCUGGCCCUCAUAGAAGUGCUGAAGCAGAUGCCGCUGCACCCCGUACUCGACGGCUCGGUCAACGAGAUCAUCACCUUAGCCUUUAAGCACUUCCGCUACAAAGAAGGAUACCACGGUCCCAACACUGGCAACUUGCACACUGUGGCCGACCUUUACGCUGAGGUCAUCGGAGUACUGGCUCAGUCCAAGUUUCCCGCCGUGAAGAAGAAGUUCAUGACGGAGCUGAAGGAGCUGCGGCAGAAAGAGCAGAGUCCAUAUGUGGUCCAGAGUACCAUUAGCCUCAUCAUGGGGAUGAAGUUCUUUCGAAUUAAGAUGUACCCCGUUGAGGAUUUUGAAGCUUCCUUCCAGUUCAUGCAGGAAUGCGCCCGGUACUUCUUGGAGGUUAAGGACAAGGACAUCAAGCACGCCUUGGCCGGGCUCUUUGUUGAAAUUUUGGUUCCUGUCGCGGCAGCGGUGAAGAAUGAGGUGAACGUUCCCUGCCUGAGGAACUUUGUGGACAGCUUGUACGACACAAGCCUGGAGCUGUCGGCCAGAAAGAAGCAUUCGUUGGCUUUUUACCCGCUGGUGACCUGCCUGCUGUGCGUCAGCCAGAAGCAGUUCUUCCUCAACAGGUGGCACAUCUUCCUCAACAAUUGCCUCUCCAAUCUCAAGGUAACGCGACUAAUCCGACGGGCGGAAGGAACGUGGCGUGUCGCCAUUCUCCACCCUGUCUUUGCCUCGCAGAGUCGAGACCCCAAGAUGGCUCGCGUGGCGCUGGAGUCUCUCUAUCGCCUGCUGUGGGUUUACAUGAUCAGGAUCAAGUGCGAGAGCAACACUGCCACGCAAGGUCGCCUCAACACCAUCGUGGGCACGCUUUUCCCCAAAGGAUCCCGCAGCGUGGUGCCCAGAGACAUGCCUCUCAACAUCUUUGUCAAAAUCAUCCAGUUCAUCGCACAGGAAAGACUUGAUUUUGCCAUGAAAGAAAUUCUUUUCGAUCUCCUGUGUGUGGCGAAACCCGCAAAAGCCUUCGGUCUUAAUCCGGAGAGAAUGAAUAUCGGUCUGAGAGCCUUCCUGGUGGUGGCCGACCGACUUCAGCAGAAGGACGGCGAGCCUCCCAUGCCCAACACCGGUUGCACUUUACCUUCAGGGAACACGCUACGAGUGAAGAAGACCUACCUGAGCAAAACGCUCACGGUGGAGGAGGCCAAAGUCAUCGGCAUGUCGCAGUAUUACUUCCCCGUGCGAAAGGCCUUUGACAACAUCCUGAGACACCUGGACAAGGAGGUGGGACGCUGCAUGAUGAUGACCAACGCUCAGAUGUUCAACAAAGAGCCCGAGGACAUGAUCACGGGUGAAAGGAAGGCCAAGAUUGAUCUGUUCAGGACGUGCGUGGCAGCCAUUCCACGCUUGAUGCCCGACGGGAUGUCAAAGACGGAGCUCAUAGACCUGCUCUCCCGACUGACAAUCCACAUGGACGACGAGCUCCGACUCAUCGCUCAGAACUCUUUGCAAAGUCUGUUGGUGGACAAAUCGGACUGGCGGGACGACGUGCUGUUCGGGUUGGUCGGCUUUGUGCUGCGCGAGGUCCACGACAGCCAGCGGGGGCUGUUGGACGCCUCGCUCAAGCUGCUGCUCCAGCUGCUCGCCCAGUGGAAAGUGGCGGCGGCGGCGGCGGGGAGGAGCUACGACACGGCUAAGAUGCACACUGCCGAGCCGCCGCAGACGAGCUCCAACGUGAAGACGGCUGCCGAGCGCGGCCCCCACGCCGCCGUCUUGCACGCCGUGGAGGGUCUGGCCCUCGUGCUGCUCUGCUCCUGCCAGCUCAGCACUCGAAGGCUCGCCGUCGCCGUCCUCAAGGAGAUCCGCGGCCUCUUCGCCGUGCUCGGGCAGUCUGAGGACGACGAUAAACCGGUCAUCGAGGUCAUGGACCAGCUCGGCCCCGUCAUCGUCAGCAGCUUCGUCAACGUUGUCGUCUCUGAUGCGGUAAGUUGGGCGAGGCGCUGUGCUAUCAUUUCCCACCUUAUUGUAUUUUAUUUUUUUUAUCAACUUCUCCAGGCCAACACAUGCGCGGACCUCCAGUGGCUGGCCGAGUGGAACGCCCGGCUGGUCAGCAGCCACUACGACAUCGGCAGCCCGUCGCACGUGUGGAUCUUGGCGCAGUCGGUGAAGGAGCCGUGGGUGCUGUGUCUGUACAGCCUGCUGAGACAGGAGCACCUGCCCAAGCACUGCCCCGCCGCUCUGGGCUACGCGUGGCCCUACGCCUUCGCUCGGGCACAGAUGCUCAUGCCGCUGAUCGAUCCCAAUAACCCGGCAAACGCAAAGAAGACGGGCAGCACCUCGGGCAGCGCGGACAACUACGUGACCCUGUGGAGGAACUACUUGAUCCUUUGCUUCGGGGUGGCCAAGCCCAGCGUGAUGAGCGCCGGUCACCUGAGAGCGUCGACAUCCGAGAUGGCCGGGCCGGCCACGCCCGAAAGCCCCGCCGGCUGCGAGAAGGUCAUCUCAGGCUGCCCAUCGGUGGCUUGGCUCCUCAAGCAGUUGGUUCCCCUCAUGCGGUCGGAGAGCGCGGAGCUGACCGAGGCCUUAGUUCUGGGCUUUGGCCGCACCAACUCCCUGGCCUUCAGGGAACUUGUGGAGGAGCUGCAUCCGCUCAUGAAGGAAGCACUGGAAAGAAGACCUGAGAACAAGAAGCGGCGUGAGCGCCGGGACCUUCUGCGACUUCAACUGUUGCGCAUCUUUGAGCUGCUGGCAGACGCGGGCGUCAUCAGUGACAGUACAAACGGGGCUCUGGAGCGUGACACUCUGGCCCUGGGCGCCCUCUUCCUGGAGUACGUGGACCUGACGCGGACGCUCCUGGAAGGCGAGAACGACAAAGACGCCGAGAUCCUCAAGGACAUUCGAAUUCACUUCAGCGCCAUGGUGGCCAACCUCAUCCAGUGUGUGCCAGUGCACUACAGGCGCUUCCUGUUUCCGCAGCAGAGCCUCCGACAUCAUCUCUUCAUCCUCUUCAGUCAGUGGGCGGGGCCCUUCAGCAUCAUGUUCACUCCCUUGGAGCGCUACAGUGACAGAAAUCACCAGAUCACGCGCUACCAAUACUGCGCCUUGAAGGCCAUGUCUGCCGUGUUGUGCUGCGGCCCGGUCUUCGACAACGUGGGCCUCUCCCCGGACGGCUACCUCUACAAGUGGCUGGACAACAUCCUAGCCUGCCAAGACCAGCGGGUCCACCAGCUGGGAUGCGAGGCGGUCAUCCUGCUCCUGGAGCUCAACGCCGAGCAGGUCAACCUGUUCAACUGGGCCGUAGAUCGCUGCUAUACGGGCUCCUACCGGCUGGCCUCGGGUUGCUUCAAAGCCAUCGCCGCCGUGUGCGGUAGCAGAAACUACCCAAGCGAUCUGGUGCCGCUGCUCAAUCUGGUUCUCUUCAAGGCGUCCGACGCCGACAGAGAGAUGAAUGAGAUCUCCAUGCAACUGAUGCAGAUUCUCGAGGCCAGGCUGCUGGUGUACUCCAAGAAGUUGGCUGGGCGGAAGCCCAACGGCGUCCUUCACGGCACUCACGCGCCGUUGCCGCCCCUCUACAGCCUCUCCCUCCCUCAGCUCUCCGGCCACUUGGCCAGAAUGUACCCCGAACUCACCCUCCCUCUUUUCUCAGAGGUUAGCCAGAGGUUCCCGACGACCCACCCCAACGGGAGACAGAUCAUGCUGACUUAUCUCCUACCCUGGCUCAGCAACAUGGAGCUGGUAGAUAGCGGCCAGCCAGCGUCUUCCUCCUCCUCCUCCGACGACACCUUUACGAGAGGGCGCGCCUCCGCCCGGCAACAUCUGAGCGGCACCGGCUGGGGCUCCUUGCAAGCCACGUCCAUGGUGCUCAACAACCUCAUGUACAUGACGGCCAAGUAUGGAGAUGAUUUACCAGGAUCUGAACUGGAAAAUGCCUGGAAUGCUUUGGUGUGCAACGAAAAGUGGAGUCACAACCUGCGAACGGCGCUGCAGUUUCUCAUCAGCUUAUGCGGCGUCAGCAGCGACACCUCCCUCCUGCCAUUCAUCAAGAAGGUGGUGAUCUACCUCUGUCGGAACAACACCAUGCAAACCAUGCAAGAGUUGCUUUUGGAGUUGCAGCAGACAGACCCGCUCAACCCGGUGGUGCAGCACUGCGACAGCCCGCCCUUCUAUCGCUUCACGGCCACCGGCAAGCCCGUCGGCAACACGCCGUCAGGAACCACAUCCAGUACCAAUACCGUGGUGGCAGGACAGGAGAGCUUCACAGAUUCAGAUGAACGCAAGUCAAAGGACAACGAAGAGAGGCUUAGUCAUGCGAUGCAAGCUCACCACCGCCUGGACUCUCGCUACAGCAACAGCUCGGGAGGAUCGUACGAUGAAGACAAGUGUGAACCUCUUCCCCCUUAUGCUGACUGGUUGAUGGCCGUGGUAGAAAGCAACCAUCCCCAUCCUCUCCCUAUGCCUCUCAACGGCGGCUGCUGGGCUCCUCUGGUGGACUUCCUGCCCGAGACCCUCACCCCCAGAGGACCUCUACACAGGUGUAAUAUAGCAGUCAUAUUCAUGACAGAGAUGGUGGUGGACCACAGCGUGAGGGAAGACUGGGCCUUGCACCUCCCGUUGCUGCUGCACGCCUUAUUUUUGGGCAUGGACCACUACCGUCCGGAAGUACAUGAGCACUGCAAGCAUCUCCUCCUCCACCUGCUCAUGGCGCUGUCCUGCCGCCGCAACUUCCAGGCCGUCGCCUCGGUGCUGCUGCGGACGCGCCGGAUCGACGGAGCCAAGACCCUCACUCGCCAGCCCGCCUUUCAGCCCGAGUUCAUGACAUCAGGAGCUUUGGACUUUCUGAGGGAGGCUCAGGCGUCUCCCGUGCCGGACUCCGGCCUAAGUUCCUCCUCCACGUCGUCCAGUCUGAGCCUGGGGGAGAGCGCCGGCAACCUGCCCGAGAUCUCGGACGAGCCGGCGGCCGACGAGAAGACCGGCAAGCUCAUUGAGUUUUUAACCACCAGAGCAUCCGGGCCGCUGUGGUGCCACGAAGACAUCUCACCCAAGAGUCACGUUUCCAAAAGUACAGUCCAGCUGACAAACCUCUUGCGCCACGUCGUAUCCGUGCUCAAAGAACCCGACUCUCAGCUGGAGCGGCAGCUGAGCGACGUGGCCCUGCACACGGCGCUGUGCAGUUCCUCACGUCACUACGCCGGACGCUCCUUCCAAGUGUUCCGAGCGUUGCGCCAGCCAGUCUACGCGCACGCCGUCUCCGACUUGCUCACCCGGCUGGUGGAGGUCGUCGGGGAACCCGGAGAGGAGGUGCAGGGCUACGUGAUGGAAGUUUUACUCACGCUGGAGUCUGUGGUGGACAACUUGGCCGAGUGCCUCGAGAAUAACGAACCGGUGGCCAUCUUGACCAGAGCCUCAUCUCCGGAUGGCCUCACCACGCUGAACCUGAUGUCCGACAGGAAGAGCACAGGCCAGCUCAACAUCCGCGGGGAAGAGCGCAGCCGACAUCAGAGGAGCUCCUCCGUGCCGAAGAAGUUCGGCGAAGCGGACAGGUGGUCGGACAGGUGGUCGGACCCGCCUCGCAGCGCCACACUGGACCGCAUCCAAGCGUGCGAGCAGCAGCUCCCGGCGGGCAAAAGCCGCAGCCCGCCGUCGUCCAAGGACGACGUGUCGGACCCGGCCAACGUCAACCACCCCGGCAACCUGCUGGCCGCCGUCUUCUGGGCGGCCGUGUCGCUGAUGGAGUCCGACUUUGAGUUUGAGUACCAGAUGUCGCUGAGGCUGCUGGACAAGCUGCUGGGCCACAUGUCGCUGGACAAGCGGGAGAACCGCGACAGGCUGGAGAAGCUGCAGGAGCAACUGCAGUGGAGCAGCUUCACGGGGCUCCAGCAGCUGCUGCUCAAGGGCUUCACGUCGGCUGCCACCGUCGACCUCGCGCUCAAGCUCUUCUGGCAGCUCACGCCCGUUUCGCGGGUGUCCGUGGUGGACACCUCGCAAGCUAUCGGUUUCCCCUUGAACGUCCUCUGCCUGCUCCCGCACCUUGUGCAGAAUUUCGACGGCCCCACGCUCUUCUGUCAGGAAGUGGCCGAAAGGAUCGCACAGGUGUGCCUGGAGGAGAAGAACGACAAGCUCUCCAACCUGGCCCACGUCAUGACGCUUUACAAGACGCGCUCGUACACCCGCAACUGCUUCUCCUGGGUCAACGUGGUGUGCAGGUACCUGCACGAGGCCUUCUCGGACAUCGCGCUCAGCCUGGUCACCUACAUGGCGGAGCUGCUGGAGAAAGGUCUCCCCAGUAUGCAGCAGACCAUUUUACAAAUCAUCUACAGCCUGCUGAGUCACAUGGACCUGAGUGGCAUUCAAGCCAAACCUUUCAAUAUGGAAGUGCUCAGGACUAUAGAGAAAUUUGCUCAGACGGCCCACUGGAGGGAAGCGCUGAACAUCCUCAAGCUGGUGGUGAGUCGCUCGGCCAGUCUGGCGCAGCCUUCCGGCGACCUCUCCUACGAGGACAUCAGCCGCGUGUGGGAGCGCUCGUCCAAGGCCUUGCCUGGGAAAACGCUGGAUUUCCACUUUGACGUAUCCGAGACGCCAGUGAUUGGUCGGCGCCACCACGACCUGCGCGCCUCCCCGGGCCGCGACGGCAAGAGUGGAAUCGCGGCGGUGACCCGCAGCACCUCCUCCUCGUCCAGCUCUCUGGGCUCCACGUCCAACAAGGUCCUGGUGCCGGUCAGCUGGAAGAGGCCUCAAUCUUCCCAGAAAAGAACCAGAGAGAAACUUGUCCAUGUUUUGUCUUUGUGCGGGCAGAAAGUGGGUCUCACAAAGAACACUUCGGUGAUUUUCUCCAGCUGCGGCGAGCUGGACCUCGCCGAGCACCGGCCCAGCCCGGCGUCAUCCGAAGACGGAACCCGAGAAGCCGACGCGACGGACGACACCGCCUCGGAGCAGCAGUUUCGAGUCUUCCGGGACUUUGACUUCCUGGAUGUGGAGCUCGAAGACGGAGAGGAGUUGCUGGGUGAGACGGUGGACAAUUUCAACUGGGGCGUGCGUCGCCACUCGGCCGACAGCCUGGACCGGAGCGGCCCGGGCGGCGCCCUGGAGGAGAGCCAACUGUCGGGCAGCACGCCCAGCCUGAGCCGCGUCCUCGCCGGCGAGGACGACUCGGACGACUUCUCCGAGGAGGAGUCCCUCUCGGCCGCCCAGGCCGCCAGUCUCCCCCCAAGCACGGAGAUCCAAAAGAUGGAUUCUCCCUCCUUUUGCAACUCCACGCCACCCGGCGGCAAAAAUCCCUCUUUUGAGCUCCAGCUGCCGAAGGACUCGAAACAGCGGUUCUUCCAAGCGGAUGAAGACGCAAACGAGGAGGACGCGUCGCUCUCCAUCAGCUGCCUCCCUCCCGACUUUGACUGUGGCGACGCUUUGGAAGUCACGCACCCUUUCUACAAAGACAUCCACGGCUGCUUGCCCAGCCUCGCAGAGGAGGAGGGAGACGACGGCACGCCGGAGUCGGACUCUUCGCCGCCCCCCUCGCCCUUCUUCUCCGCCAUCCUGGCGGCGUUCCAGCCGGCGGCGUGCGACGACGCAGAGGAAGCCUGGCGCGCCCAUCUGAGCCAGCUGGCGUCCGACUCGGACGGCUCCUGCGCCGUCUACACCUUCCACGUCUUCUGCUGCCUCUUCCAGAGCAUCCAGAGCAGAUUUAGCUCUCUGACCUCCGACGCUGUGAGUUACCUCAACGACGGCCUGAAAGGACUUGGAGCAAAGUUCCUCAGGUCCUCUCAAAUGCUGACCACCUGCGCCGAGUGCCCCUUGUUGCUUAUCGACGCCGACACAGUCAUGUCCUACGGACUCCUGGAGAAAAUGAAAUUCAGCGUGCUGGAGCUGCAAGAGUAUCUGGAUACGUACAACAGCAAAAAGGAAGCCACUGUCACGUGGCUGAGCAGCUGCAAGGCCGCCUUUCCCCAAAGUCCCGACAGCACAGCCAGCGCACGGGAGCAAAAGCAACUGGAGCUGUGUCAGAGACUCUACAAACUCCACUUCCAACUCUUACUGCUGUUUCAGUCGUACACCAAGCUGGUCGAGCAGGUCUACGCGGUCAGCUCCCAUCCCAAACUAAGCAACAUGUCCCAAGAGCUGAGCGACUUGAGGAGCCACCUCAAAGCGGCGUGGGUGGAAGAUGACCGAAGAGCGUGCGGUGAGCCCUCCACCUUCAGCACGGCCGAGGCGGCCGUGCAGGCCAUCCUGGAAGUUCUCAAGAGCGACGGCUUUGCCUCGGCCAUCUGCUACAUCCGGGAGUGCAGAACAUCUUGGCCCAAAGACAUCUUCGGCGGCCCCUCGGAAGACGAGAUCCAGACGCUGCUCAACAUUUACUUCCGCCACCAGACGCUGGGCCGCACGGGCACGUUGGCUCUGGUGGGCUGCAAGCGGGACCUGAGCGACGUCUCGGCCCAGCUGACCGAGCUCAACGGGGAGAUGCGCGACGCGAUGAGCCGGACGCGGGGCGACCGCCCCGUCGUCGCCUUCCUGCCCGACGCCAAGGUGUCGGGCUCCACCCUGUGAGCGCCGCGCGCUCGCCAGCUUUUCUUGCACUGCUCGCACGCCAUUCACAGGCAAGCGCGCCCGGAAAGUAUUUGUGUAAAUCUUUAGUCACGGCCUUUUUCCUAAAUACAAUCAAUGAAUUCCCUCAAAAUUCCAAACAAGAGUUUUUAAGGGAAUUUGUUAUAAUAAAUGUUAAACGGCACAAGAUCCCCAUAUGACAUUAAUUCAUUAAUAUCGUCCAUAAAUGUCCACAAUUACCAACAGUCUUUGCUCAAGACUUUUCGAUGCACCUUUAACAGCAAUUACGGUCUGAAAUCUUCUUGGCACGUCGAUUUUCCCCUUUGGUCUUGGCAACGCGGUAAAUACUUUCCAGACGCACAGCCGCACGCUAUUUCAUAAUUCAUCUUAAAGGGAAUUGUGCAAUGAUCUUCCACACACGUGGAUUUUUUUACUGUGCAGUAAAGAAUGUAUCUGAGAGGGAAAUGGAAUCAAGGAGGAUGUGUUACUUAGUAGUGUGCGUGUGCGUGCAUGUGAGUGUGUGUUUGUGUGCGUGCGUGUGUGGAUUCUGGCAGACAUUUUAGAUGAGAAUUUUUGGACGCCAAUUUCAAUCGACUGCCGUCAAACUACUUUGAAAUGCUGCAGAUCUACUGUAACACUAUGAGUACUCCCCC
This is a messenger RNA of Syngnathus typhle (broad-nosed pipefish), 10055 nucleotides long. RefSeq names its product furry homolog a (Drosophila) (gene frya). The coding region runs from base 124 to 9405 and encodes 3093 amino acids. Gene Ontology annotation, biological process: neuron projection development; cell morphogenesis. Lineage: Eukaryota; Metazoa; Chordata; Actinopteri; Syngnathiformes; Syngnathidae. The record is from RefSeq and is a predicted model, not a curated record. Gene Ontology annotation, cellular component: cell cortex; site of polarized growth. The transcript has 60 exons.